Abrus precatorius (Indian licorice) is the source of this 591-nucleotide messenger RNA. RefSeq names its product 21.7 kDa class VI heat shock protein-like. NCBI's taxonomy places the organism in Eukaryota, Viridiplantae, Streptophyta, Magnoliopsida, Fabales, Fabaceae. The record is from RefSeq and is a predicted model, not a curated record. The coding region runs from base 1 to 591 and encodes 196 amino acids. The transcript is spliced from 2 exons.
AUGACUAGUUCUAAGAAGCUGGAGGUUCAAACAAUUGAUCAAACUCCACAUAAAUGGUGUACUUCAUUGGGAGAAGAGGUUUUCAAAAGAUUUUUCAGCCAGGCUAAUCCAACAGUUCAUAAGGUUUUUGGUGAUGGAUCACUUUUCAGUCCAAUGUUGUUUGGGAAGUUCUUUGAUCCUUCUGAUGCCUUUCCUCUAUGGGAGUUUGACUCAGAUGUCUUGUUAUCUCAUCUAAGGAACUCCAACCAAAACACUGUGGAGUGGUAUCAUUCAGAUGAAGGUUACAUAUUAAAGGCAGAAAUACCAGGAACCGGUAUAAGUAACAUUCAAGUCCAUAUUGAUGAUCGGAAAGUUGUGGAAAUUAGUGGGCAGUGGAAGCUGAACAGAGAUAACCCAGAGGCAAAUAAUGACUGGAAAUGUGGCCAUUGGUGGGAAUAUGGGUAUGUUCGAAGGCUUGAGAUGCCAGAGGAUGCAGAUUCGAAGAAUAUUGAAGCACACAUAUAUAAUAGCUUAUUUUUGGAAGUAAGAAUACCAAAGUGCCUUCAGAAGGAAAAGGAUGUGACUUCGAGUAGUGUAAGGUUAAGAGAAUAG